UACAUUUUGUCACACGGUAAAAGCGUUAGUUUUCUUUACAGACAUUACUUCAAAAGGGGUGUUUUCAUCACAAAUUCAAACUUCAGCGCAGCGGCGGCUUUUAUUCAGAAGUUUUGCACAACUUUGACACAACAGGACUUUGGCAAACGAAUCCUUUUACGUAACAUCCCAGGUACAGGAACGUGGUGGGGGGGGAACUGAUAGAUAUUCCAGGCAGGUAGCCCAGCUUUUAGGAGUUAGUGGGGCUCGCUUUUCCUUUGCACGUGAAUUAGGAGCCGGAGGAGGCGGCACGCGAGGCUUUUCUCAUUACAUUUCAGCUGGCGAGAACUCAGGCAGGACGCGUGCGCCCUGCGAAGGACGGCUUCCUUGAGGCGAGGAAGCACCCCCACGCCGAUUUCACCCCCAAAUCCCUACGCCGCGGGGUGGGUUUGAUGAGGAGGGAGUCGAUUUGGAGGGGGAAAAAAGGGGAGGAAGGAGGGUUUUCGGGAGCAAAAACAGCCCUGGGCUGGGAUUCUCCAGCAGCAGGAAGUUUCUAUGGGGCCUGGCGAGCAUGCGCCGUGAGCCCGGCGGUCUCCCUAUGUGGCAAGAGUGCAGAGGCAACAACCAAAGCAAUAAUCGAGACAGAGACCGAGAGCAACAAGCACCUUCCCCUCUGGAUCCCCGGCUGCUGCUGCCGCCUCCUCGCAGCCCUCCCCCUGGCUGCUCCGCUGCCCGGGGCCCUCCCACAGCCAUCGCACAGGAAUUGGAGAGUCUGGCAAGCAAACCUUCGCUGCUGCUGCUGCUGAAGGGAGAGGAGAGGAAAAGGAGAGGAGAGGAGAGGAGAGGAGGAGCAGCUGGCAAGGAAACGGCGGAGUGGCCGAGCCACCCUCAGCCUCGCCCAGCUCAGACUUCGGUUCAGCGUAGCGAUGUCUUCCCCUGAAAUCGCUUCCCUUUCUUGGGGUCAGAUGAAGGUGAAGGGCUGCUCCACGACCUACAAGGACUGCAAAGUAUGGCCGGGAGGAAGUCGGACCUGGGACUGGCGAGAAACGGGGACGAACCAUUCUCCGGGAGUGCAGCCGGCUGACCUUGAAGAAGUUGUCAAGAAGGGUGUGCAAACCGUCGUGAUCGGCCGUGGCAUGAGCGAGGCUCUGCAGGUUCCAUCAUCUACCGUGGACUAUCUUCAGAAGAACGGGAUUGAGGUGGUGGUCUUGCAAACAGAGAAGGCUGUGGAAGAAUACAACGCCCUGGCUGCUCGGGGUGUUAAGGUGGGGGGCGUCUUCCAUUCGACGUGCUGAAGCACCGCGGGCUCAGAGCCUGCCCUGACCUCUGCCAAGUCACGGGCAGGCCUCCCGGCUGCGUCAGGUUACAGCCAGCAGUGGGGAUUUACAUGCCAAAGCAUUAAUGUACGCUGGAAAUCUGGAGUGCAAGGAGAGUUUAUGAGCUCAGGAUUUAAACAAACUGAGUGCUCACAAAGGGGGGUUGUUACUGAAUUCAUUUAAUUACAGAACUGUUUGAAUACGUUCUGGAGAUUGACCUAAUCUUUUGAAGACUGACCGUAUUCUGGUCACUUUUCACCUUUGGGCUAAAUUAUUAAGUUGUGAAUACUUUUAUUAGGAAAUGGCCCAGGAUUACAUGAUUAGCUACUGCAACAUAGUCAUAAAAUACCUGAUGAGCACAAUCAAGUGGUGAUAGAGGAUCACUUUAUGAAUAAGAUAAAAUAAACAAAAAUAAAAGAGGUGACCCCAGUACAA
Molecule: messenger RNA, 1730 nt
Organism: Cygnus olor (mute swan)
Lineage: Eukaryota; Metazoa; Chordata; Aves; Anseriformes; Anatidae
Gene: AAMDC
Product: adipogenesis associated Mth938 domain containing
Exons: 4
Coding region: 906-1274 (122 amino acids)
Biological process (GO): positive regulation of fat cell differentiation
Cellular component (GO): cytoplasm
Source: RefSeq, a predicted model, not a curated record